AUGAGUGAUGGGUCUCCGUUGACAUCUGAUGGCGAAAUUGACAUUCAGCCACUGAUAACAAAACUAGCUCAUUCUGUCGAAGAAAUACGUGUGCGUGCUCUUCAAAAUAUCGUAUUCAAACUUGACCAUGAUCUACUUUGUGUUGGCGAUGUUGUUCACAAGAAGGAACUGUUUGUAAAGCUGUUAGAAUGGUUUAAUUUCGAGCCUUGUUCACAGCAAAAAAACGUCCUCCAAUUGCUGGAAAAGUUAUCAAAGCACAGUUCAGGCUUGGAUACCUUGGUCAGCCUUGGAGCCAUCGAUUUCUUGUCUCAAUUACGUCGUGACAUAGAUCCAUCAUUGUAUCAAUAUAUUGACAAUGUCCUAACAAGCCUUCUUAGUCUACCUGAGGUUGUUGAGUUUGAGGAAGAACCACUACAUUAUGGGCGUGGCAUGGAGGCUGUUUCUUCCCAACCCAGUGAGGAACCAAUUAGAGCUGAUCCCUCGCAAGAGGUGGAAGAAAGAAAACCCAUACAAGAGAAACCUGCAUCACCAGUUGAUGACAAUCAAAUAAAUCCUGCAGGACAUAGAUAUGAAGCAGCAGUUGAGGAUCACAGGACCCAAGCUGACUGGCAUUUUCCAUGGAUCCAACUAGCGGAUAGUGAUCGUCACGUCUUGGCGACCACAAACACGCGACUUCAGAGCAAUAACUCAAUCCUCGCAAAGAAAUCGUGCGAAUUUCUGAGCGACGUGUUGUUCAAAGAUUUUCCUGCAGAGAUAUUCUUACAGCGACCAAGCAUCGUCCAGACUCUAUACAAUCUGUUAGAAGUCCAAUCGUCAGAGUAUCAGAAUCUUCGUAUGUCUGCGGUAACUUGUCUAUCCACACUCUGCAUCCACUUAAAGCAUCGUUAUCUCCUCAUGACUGAUCCCCAGUGGUACAGUCUUCAUCCAGGCGAUAGAUCGAGCGAAUCGUUGAAUCGAGCUGGGAGCGUUGAAUCCGCGUAUGAUGAUGAAGAAUCUGACGGUCUCGUUCGGGAAGCUUUGGAAUUAAACCAAAUGUCUAUGGAUGAAUUUUGUUUAAAAGUGUUGCGAGGAUGUUUCUCGUUGUUGUGCGAUGUUGCUGACCCGCUGGUAUUGUUGGGAGCCGUGAAAGAGGCUUUGAACUUGCUCGAAGUUUGUUAUCCACAAAAACAAUGGUGGCAUCGUCAUAAAAUGAAACCAUUACGCCAGAAGCUGUGUUGUUUUGUUGGAAAAACGAUCAACCAUCACAUGUUGAAAUGUGGUCUUCAAGCUUCGGAAAGCAUCGUGAAACAUAAUAUUCCCCGUCACGCGAUAACAGUCGUUAAUAUAGCACUGUGGUUGAUAGAAUUUUAUGGUCCUAUGAUAAGUUCUGAUCUGAAUGAUGGAAGUUCCGAUGAAGAUCUUGUCAAGGCAUUUCGAGCCUUGAUCACCAACGAAAUCCUCUCCACGGCGCUGCCCUGGAUCAGAACAAGCUUGGAACGUUGUCCUGUUUUGAAAAAUGAUGCGGACUUUAUGGAGGUGUAUGACAGGGUGAUUAGAGUCAAAGAUUCGAUGGUCGCCUCUGUUGAUUUUCUUAAACAAAUUCGAACAAAGCUUGAUAUUUUGAAGUUGGAUUCAUGUUUACUGGGGUUGCCCUAUCACCGUAACCAGCGGCUUAUAUUCCAUGCGGUUAAGUUGAUCAGUAACGUCCAUCAACGGCCAUCAAACCAUGGCGAAACAAAGGUUUUAUCAAAGAAUAUUCUUCUAUCCAUGUUAUCGUGUGUUGACGUCGUUGCCAGACGAGAGACGUACAAAUGUUGCUGCGAGGUUCUGAAGCAAGCGUUGAAACACAGCCAUGUCACUAACCCUUUGUCAAAGCAUUGCAGCCGAGCGUUGUUUAUGAUAGAUUGUGACGUUAUCUUCAUUCUGAGUGCUUAUGGUUUGGCAGACACCGACCCGGAGAUUUCACAAACAGCCUCAACUAUCAUCGGGACACUCCUGGAUGGCAGACUAAAUAUGGGCGCUAAAAUGUGGAGAAAACUACUAGAUGAUCUUGUGACCUCCCUUUCUUUUCUUCAAAUGUACUUGGACAAGCGAACCAAACUAGGGUCGUGCCUGCUGGGGUUGUUAGCCCCACCGGGUGAAUCGCCCUGUUCCCUAACUGCCGACGGGGAUAUCGUCCCGUUUUCGGAGUUCGAACGCCUCAGAGGUUGGUUACGCUGCAUGCUGCUGAAGGACAAAGCACUACGCGCAAAAAGUUAUGGUCAUCUAAUUCACCGUCUAGUCCAGCAAGAUUUGAAGGAGAAACGCGAGAUGGUUUAUCCGAGCGGAGGCCUGGAGAAUAGUUGUGAUCUUUUUAUCGUCGAGAGAUUCGCGUCGUCGGCUCGUUCACAUCGCUCAAACAAACACGCGAACUUUGACGAGGAAAGGAUCAGCAAGUUGUUUGAUAUUUUAACUAUGGAAACGAACGAGCUUUCGUUGAGAAAAUCGUCAGCGGAACAGUUAGCUGUGUUGCUGCAAGAUCCUUCCUGGCACAACGUAUUACUGGAAGAGAAUGCUGAUGAACUCGUGGUAAAGAUUCUUCAUGAAUCGUUGUAUAAAGAUGGAAAAGCGCACAUAAGUCCCAUUGUUAAUCCUAAACUUGAACUCGUCUCACCGUGUUUGAAAAUCCUGCGCAUGCUCGCGGAAUAUAGCGUCCGAUGUCGUCAUAAGUUGGCCAAGAAUUCCUCUGUGUACGAUAUGUUAUCCCGUCAUGCACUGCUCGCCCCUGCCGGGGGCACGGUGAGGUACGAGGUGUCGUGUUUGAUGACGUUGCUCUUGUUUGAUGAAGUGGCACGAAUUCCUUUGGAAGACGAGCGACGGGAAAAAGGAGAAGAUAUCAUGUUUGCUUUACCAGCCUUGGUUAUGAAAAGGUAUACCCUGCCAUUUAAUCCUCCGAUUUAUGAAAUGUACAAUCCUUAUCAAAGAGAGAAACAGACCGAGUGUGAUCCCUUGAGGACUGAACCGAUGUUGUCGAUGUUGAGAGUGGCCUGGAAUCUAGCUUGGCGAGAGAGCCCGGAUGACAUACCGGAAGUGACGACAGAAAAUUCGGACGGCGUGACUGAAGAAUUGGUGUGGACGACUCUAGACUCGCAAUUGCUGAAGAGCUGUUCUCCCAAAGUAGCCGUGACUGAAGUAAUCAACUCAAUCAUCAAUGCGACCUCUCAUUACGCUGUGAGGUUGUCAGUACACAGGCUCUCGAUGCAAUUUCUGGCAGACCGCCGAGCGAAAUCUCGGGAAAUAAAUGAAAAACGACCGAGUACGAAUCUUGCUCGAGAGGUGUUUCUCUCUUGUGAUUGGAGAACUGCCUUUGAGAGAUACUUCGUGGUGUUUCCGAAGAGUGCCGACGAUGAUCAACUCCUAGGCGAUGUUCUCAAGAUGUUCUGUCACUUGAUCACAGACUCGUAUUCAGUCCUUCCUGAGGGUUUCCUUGGAUGGUUGGCUCACGUGAUCAUGACGCCGGAUAGCGUGAUUGCGUCAUUGCUGCGUGUCCGAGAGGAGCCUGGAGAUGGUACCCAGUCCGAAUCAAAGAGAUUGCUUCUGAAAGACUUACUGGAGUUCCUUGCCAUAUUUCUUCGACGGCUGCGGAAUGUAAGCAAGCCCUGGUUAUGGUCGGGCGAGAUGAUCUAUGCGGGUGACUUUACCCUCAGCCUGACUAUGAAUCUCAACCUGACGGACAGUCCUCAGUAUUAUGAUCUACCAGUGCUGGAGAGUACCUUGCAGUGUUUGGUCGAGAUCACAGCAAUACCUGGCUUUAGUAACGCAUCAAAAUUGGUCGAACCGCAGGAGCUGUGUACGAAUAUCUUAGCAAGCUUACUUCAGGUGCUCACAGCUUUCAAUGCUGGACGUCUUGGUGCUUUGACGUCAUUCAUGGGUCGUGGAGUUACGAUGUCAGUCAGCUUAUGCCUGACCCAUCUCGUCCAUGAAAUAUCUUCUGUGUUAAAAAUAAAGGACUGGCCUUCGGUCUUCCCGCCAAUCGCUGACAGCGACAACAACGCUGACUUUCCUUGGCUUUCCACGAUGUGGACUGAUCAUUUAGCUGAAGUUCGAUGGUGUGGUUUGUCCAUCGCCACUCACAUCCUGCAACAGACUGGAUCACCGCUCAGCGUGAAACAGAACUUUGCUGGUGGUUUAUGGAACCUGGCUGUCACUAUUCUUAUGGAUGGUAGAGAAUGCUGCUUAGUCAGAGAUCAGGCUGCCAAACUAUUUUCAACACUUCUCGUUUGCAUGAGGAAGGACAGAGGAACACCGAACGUAGAAACUGGACUCAUGGUUCAAAGUGAUGAAGAGAUAAUCAACGGUAUUCCUGCGCUGCACUUGCUCCUUUCCCAUCACAAAUUCUACUCAAGUUUCCAGCAGAUGUUACAUAACCUCGUCAUACAGAACACGCCUCGUUUACCGGGAACUGUGACCUUUGCGGAGAGCCUAAGUACCAGUAGCACACGUUCCAAAUAUGGUAUUCCAUACCAGUCUCUUGACACUGACAGUCAGCGCAGUAGUGGUCGAGCAUCAACGGAAACGACAACGCUGAUAUCAUCAAGUUCCACUGGAGAUUCCGGCAAACGGUUACUUCGGAAUUCGCCGGAGACAUUGAGUACUUCUACAAGUACCGGAGAAUCGACUCGUGCAUCGUCGACAAUACCGUUACUAACGGGGAGUAGGGUGGUGUCGACGAGCACAGGGAAUGGAAACCAAUUCUCCACCUCACCUGAAACCGUGGAGUCCCUUGAGAUUCUCGCGUGGGCAACCCCGCGCUUCGUGGCCUCGCUGAGUGACGUGGUAACUAACUUGGUCCAGGUUUCCCCCGAGACUGUUUUAGACAAAGUUAAAAACGAAGACGUGUUGAGUUUUUUUGUCAGGCAUCUUGACAACAAAUACGCGCUUUCAUUAAUAUCCCAACUUGGGGCUGUGACGUCGCUGGAAGAUGCUGACGUCAAUAUGACGUCACAACAACGUCAUCUUGAGAUGAACCUGGUGGAUAUACUAGAGAUGUACAAAAAGAUUUGUGUUUUGUUGGUCACCUGUGCCUCAAAGGACCCGCAUAUUUUGCAUGCUUUACAACAGAACACUACAGUUUUAGAAAGAAUCGUUCUCCUGCUUCGUGUGAACUGCUCAACGUUGGCCUGUUCGGUUCAAAAAUCUUGCCAUCGAAUGUGGGAUAGUGUCGUGAUUGUGUUCAUAUCGUUGAUAAAAACAGUUAAAGGAAACCAUCUUUUGGAAACAACUUUGGAGGGAAUGAUGUUGAAAUACUGGAAAAUAUUUGGAGUUGCCUUCAGACAUGUCAUGCUCACGGACGAGUUAAAAAUACAAAGCAGCUUCCUACAUCUGUUAUCACACUUGCUACUCCGUGAAGGCAAGCGUAUGGUCUCAGGAAAUGACGCUGAUCUGAAGCUCACUCGAUUACUGGACGGUGAUAACACGCAAGACGGCGGCGGCGCGGGAAAAGCAGAUGAUGUAACUGUUGUUCCGAGUCAAACUUCUGAGGAGAGAAACGAAUUCGGCGACGAUGGAGCUGAACUUUGUCGUAUCCUGCUCCUGGCGUACGAGGAUGAUGAUGAUGAUAAACAGACGAAGGAAGGAAUUGAGGAAAGAAAAUUUGUUGUUUUGGCACUUCGACAUUUGUUAUGUAUCAGUUAUAAAGCAAAAGAGACCGCAAUAGAAGAUGGGUUUCUCACAAAAAGUCUGGAAAAGAUCAAACAAAAACAUUAUCAACUAAACAUGGAAACUUUAGAAGUGGGAAAAACUUCAGGACCGCGAAAAAAGGAAAUGGAACACCUCAACGAAAUAGUUCGUGUCUUGGAAACCUUAAAGAAUCUCGUUUUCAGAUCAAACUAUGCGAAGCUGAAGGCGAUCGACGCAGGUGUGAUAUCAGUUCUUCAAGAGCUAUGGUCCUGGUGUACCGUCGUGAAAACCCUUUGCUUACCCGUUCUUGACCUCCUGUGUACUCUGACUGCGCGUUGCUCACAAGCUUCUGUUGCCAUGUCAAAUACAUCCAGUGGUGUUGGAUCCUCGGUUCGUUUAGGUCCGUCUAACAACACCUUCGUUCAUUGCGUCAUAAAAAUGGCCUCCAAAUAUGGCUCGAAACUCUUGAACAAUUCCAGCGGACAUGGGAACCAGGCCUCUUGUCAAAUUCUAUUCUCGCUGUUAAAGAAUAUGGCGAUGACGUCAGAAUGCCGGGGGAUUAUGUGGAAGAGUAACUUCAUCGUGGAAUUUUCGCGCCUGAAAUCGCUCAGUCGCCAAAAGUGGAAGUCAGGGCAAAAAACCAUAAUCAGUUUAUGGUUGGAACUACUGGCAAAUAUCUCCUUCCAUCGUGAUGGGCAGCAGAUGAUUGUUAAGAUCGAGAACUUCACUCCUUUACUGCUCGAGUUUUGUAGUUCCAGCAAUAAGAAAAUAAAUGAAGUCGCAAUGCUGCUUUUGAGGAAUUUAUGCUUUCAUGUUCCCAGCAAAACAUUGCUUCUCUCAAACAAUGAUAUAUUGGAAAUAAUUUUAAAGAACGUCGAUAAGUCUUCCGUCUACAUGAGAGCAAUAUCGACCUCCGCACUCUGGGCAUUACUUACCAAUAAUCAAAAGGCUAAGAGUAUUCUUGUUAAACCUGCUUUGGUUAUAAAAAGAUUGUCAGACUCUAAACUGUCUCUCAAACAAACGGCGACAGAAGGAUCUGGUGUUAAUUUGAGGGAAGAAAAACACAGAGAACAGUACGAACAAGCUGUUGAAAACAUUUUAAAAAUAUUAGGCUCAUAAAUACUUAUAUAUUCUGGACAGGUAAUUGUGAAAAAAACA
Molecule: messenger RNA, 6795 nt
Organism: Dendronephthya gigantea
Lineage: Eukaryota; Metazoa; Cnidaria; Anthozoa; Malacalcyonacea; Nephtheidae
Product: rotatin-like
Exons: 33
Coding region: 1-6756 (2251 amino acids)
Biological process (GO): ciliary basal body organization; centriole replication; centriole-centriole cohesion
Cellular component (GO): ciliary basal body; centriole; centrosome
Source: RefSeq, a predicted model, not a curated record